AUGUGUUCCCGAGUCUGGCGAGCGCCCGCGUUGCACGUCCUGGCUCUGGGCACGCUGCUGUGGCCGGCGGCUGGCGCCUGGGAACUCACCAUCUUGCACACCAACGAUGUGCACAGCCGCCUGGAGCAGACCAACGAGGACUCUGGCAAGUGUGUCAACGCCAGCCUGUGUGUGGGCGGCAUGGCUAGGCUCUACACCAAAGUCAAGCAGAUCCGCCAACAAGAGGCCAAUGUGCUGCUGCUCGACGCCGGCGACCAAUACCAAGGCACCAUCUGGUUUACCGUGUACAAAGGCUCCGAGGUGGCGCACUUCAUGAACGCUCUGUCCUAUGAUGCCAUGGCCCUGGGGAAUCAUGAAUUUGAUAAUGGUGUUGAAGGACUGAUGGAUCCACUCCUCAAAAGUGUCAACUUUCCAAUUCUGAGUGCUAAUAUUAAAGCAAAGGAACCACUAGCAUCUCAAAUAUCUGGACUCUAUCUUCCAUCUAAAAUUCUUAAAGUUGGAGGUGAAGCUGUGGGAAUUGUUGGGUACACUUCAAGAGAAACUCCUUUUCUCUCAAACCCAGGAAGUUACCUCAAAUUUGAAGAUGAAAUCACUGCACUGCAACCUGAAGUUGAUAAGCUCAAAACUCUUAGAGUGAACAAAAUCAUUGCCCUAGGACACUCUGGCUUUGAAAUGGAUAAACUCAUUGCUCAGAAAGUGCGAGGUGUUGAUGUAGUGGUGGGAGGACACACCAACACGUUUCUGUACACAGGAACUCCACCUUCCAAAGAGGUACCUGCUGGGAAGUACCCAUUCAUAGUCACCUCUGAUUCUGGGCAGAAGGUCCCUGUGGUGCAGGCCUAUGCUUUUGGCAAAUACUUGGGCUAUCUGAAGGUCGAAUUUGAUGAGGCGGGCAAUGUCAUCGCUUCACAUGGAAAUCCCAUUCUUCUAAACAGCAGCAUUCCAGAAGAUCCAAACAUAAAAGCAGACAUUAACAAGUGGAGGAUAAAACUAAAUAACUAUUCUUCCCAGGAACUGGGAAGAACAGUUGUCUAUUUGGAUGGGUCCACUCAAUCAUGUCGGUUUCGAGAAUGCAAUAUGGGCAAUUUAAUCUGUGAUGCUAUGAUUAACAACAAUCUUCGACACCCGGAUGAAAUGACCUGGAACCAUGUGUCCAUGUGCAUUAUAAAUGGAGGCAGCAUUCGGUCACCCAUUGAUGAGCGGAACAAUGGUACAAUUACUUGGGAGAACCUGGCUGCUGUAUUACCCUUUGGAGGCACCUUUGACCUGGUCCAAUUAAAAGGCUCUACCCUGAAGAAGGCCUUUGAGCAUAGUGUCCACCGCCAUGGUCAGUCCACUGGAGAGUUCCUACAGGUGGGCGGGAUCCAUGUGGUAUACGACCUUUCCCAAACACCUGGGAACAGAGUGGUCAGCAUAGAUGUUUUGUGCACCAAGUGUCGAGUGCCCACUUAUGAGCCUCUCAAAAUGGAUGAAGUAUACAAGGUGAUCCUCCCAAGCUUUCUUGCCAAUGGUGGAGAUUCAUUCCAGAUGAUAAAAAAUGAAUUACUAAAACAUGACUCUGGUGACCAAGAUAUCAAUGUGGUUUCUGAAUACAUCUCAAAAAUGAAAGUAGUUUAUCCAGCAGUAGAAGGUCGGAUCAAAUUUUCUGCGGGAAAUUAUUGCCAAGGAAGCUUUUUUCUAUUAUCUCUUUCCAUUUUGGCAGUGAGUCUUGUUUUUUACCAGUAG
Messenger RNA from Elephantulus edwardii (Cape elephant shrew), 1725 nucleotides. It is a transcript of the gene NT5E, whose product is annotated as 5'-nucleotidase, ecto (CD73). Gene Ontology annotation, biological process: AMP catabolic process. Lineage: Eukaryota; Metazoa; Chordata; Mammalia; Macroscelidea; Macroscelididae. The record is from RefSeq and is a predicted model, not a curated record. Gene Ontology annotation, molecular function: 5'-nucleotidase activity; nucleotide binding; metal ion binding. The coding region runs from base 1 to 1725 and encodes 574 amino acids. The transcript has 9 exons. Gene Ontology annotation, cellular component: plasma membrane.